GUUCUCCACUCUCAGCUGCCAGCUCUUCUGUUCCAACUUGUGCUGCUUCUAUCUUUGAUUGAUCAACAAACUUCUCUCAGCGAUGGAGCCUCUGAUCAGACGUCAGUCCCCCCAAAAUCUAGGGUUCUCCAGUUACUCCAGCAGUCCGACAGCAGUAUAUAGGGGGUAUGCCCACAGUGUCAGUGGCGGGGCUGGGGGUAGUGGGACCAGAAUGUCCACCGUUUCACAUGGCACGAGGGUUGGCACCGGCUUUAGUGGGGGGUACGACUACCGAUCUUCUGGGGCAACGUCUGGGACCAUGUCAAUUGGAAAUGAGAAGGUUGCCAUGCAGCAUCUGAAUGACCGUCUUGCCAGUUACUUGGAGACAGUAAGGAAUCUAGAGAAGGCCAACACAUCUCUGGAGAUUAAGAUCAGGCAGGCCAUUGAGAAGAGAGGCCCAUUGGAAGGACGAGACUACAGCAAAUACACCAUUAUUAUCACCGAGCUGAGAGCCAAGAUCUUUGAUAUGAUGAAAGGCAACGCCCGUCUUGCAAUUGCUGUUGACAACGCACGACUGGCCUCAGAUGACUUCAGAUUUAAGAUGGAGUAUGAGGUGAACCUGCGGCAGACUGUGGAGGCUGAUAUUGCCAGACUUAGGAAGAUUCUGGAUGACACUAAUGUUAUACGUCUGCACCUGGAAGGGGACAUUGAAGCUCUUAAGCCAGAGCUGAUCACUCUGAAGAAGACCCAUGAGGAGGACGUUGAUGAAUUGCGCACCCAGAUUACGCAGGCUGGCGUCCGUGUGGAUGUUGAUGCUCCUAAAGGCCAGGACCUGGCCAGGAUCAUGGAGGAAAUGAGGGAGAAAUAUGAAAGGAUGGCACUUAAGAACCAGGCGGAACUCAAAGCAUGGCACGAAUCUCAGAUCACAGACGUGCAGGUCCAGGUGACCAAGAGCUCAACAGCUCUGAAGGAUGCCACAAGUGUGAUGAGUGGAAUUAGGAGGACACAACAAGGCUUGGACAUUGAACUUCAGUCUGCACUUAGUCUGAAAGCCGCCCUGGAGGCCACCCUGCGUGACAUCGAGAUGCGAUACAACCUGGAGUUGGAGAAGUACAACUUGAUCAUUCUGAGGUUUCAAGACCAGCUAACUCAGAUCCGCACCGACAUCCAGCAAAACUCAAGGCAGUACGAAAACCUGCUGAACAUCAAGGUGAAGUUGGAGGCUGAGAUUGCCGAGUACAGGAGGCUGCUAGACGGUGAGACAGACUUGAAACUGGAGGAUGCCAUUGAACAAAAGAAGAUGGAAAAGAAGAUGGAGACUAAAGUGAUGACAGUCACUCAGACCAUUGUGAAUGGGAAAGUGGUGUCAGAAAGCAAGGAUAUUAAAUCCAGCGAACACUAGCUGUAACCAAAAUAUAAUAAGAAAUAAAACCUGAAAAGAAAAAUAGAAAA
This is a messenger RNA of Girardinichthys multiradiatus, 1431 nucleotides long. Its product is annotated as keratin, type I cytoskeletal 18-like. The transcript has 7 exons. Gene Ontology annotation, biological process: intermediate filament cytoskeleton organization. Gene Ontology annotation, cellular component: keratin filament. Lineage: Eukaryota; Metazoa; Chordata; Actinopteri; Cyprinodontiformes; Goodeidae. Bases 83 to 1381 code for a protein of 432 amino acids. The record is from RefSeq and is a predicted model, not a curated record. Gene Ontology annotation, molecular function: structural molecule activity.